Rattus rattus (black rat) is the source of this 615-nucleotide messenger RNA. It is a transcript of the gene S100a9, whose product is annotated as S100 calcium binding protein A9. The transcript has 3 exons. Gene Ontology annotation, molecular function: calcium ion binding. The coding region runs from base 83 to 484 and encodes 133 amino acids. Gene Ontology annotation, cellular component: extracellular exosome; cytoplasm; nucleus. Gene Ontology annotation, biological process: peptidyl-cysteine S-nitrosylation; regulation of integrin biosynthetic process; autocrine signaling. The record is from RefSeq and is a predicted model, not a curated record. Lineage: Eukaryota; Metazoa; Chordata; Mammalia; Rodentia; Muridae.
ACUAUCAGGGUUACCAAACUGCUCACCUAUGAAGCAAUCUUUCCCAGAGAUAACCAUGUUUCUAGCAAGGAGCUGCCUAUAAAUGCUGGGCUUACACUGCUUUUGCCAGACGCUCUGUGACUCCUUAGCUUUGAGCAAGAAGAUGGCUGCCAAAACAGGAUCUCAGCUGGAGCGCAACAUAAGCACCAUCAUCAAUGUUUUCCAUCAGUACUCUAGGAAGUAUGGACAUCCUGACACACUGAACAAGGCGGAAUUCAAAGAAAUGGUGAAUAAGGACUUGCCAAACUUUCUGAAGAGGGAGAAAAGAAAUGAAAAUCUCCUAAGAGACAUCCUGGAGGACCUGGACACAAACCAGGACAAUCAACUGUCCUUUGAGGAGUGUAUGAUGCUGAUGGGAAAGUUGAUCUUUGCCUGUCAUGAGAAGCUGCAUGAGAACAACCCACGUGGGCAUGACCACAGCCACGGCAAAGGCUGUGGGAAGUAAUUAAGAGGUCAGCCAUGUAACAUCUGCCCAACCAAGUCUAAAGGGAAUAGCUUACUAAAUGACCUUGGUUCUGGGGCUGGGAAAUAAUUUAAAAAUGAAUAAAUAAAGUCUUUAUCCAUUCCAGUGCUCUG